Messenger RNA from Acipenser ruthenus (sterlet), 3591 nucleotides. RefSeq names its product tyrosine-protein kinase Fyn. Gene Ontology annotation, biological process: cell differentiation; cell surface receptor protein tyrosine kinase signaling pathway; T cell receptor signaling pathway. Bases 329 to 2098 code for a protein of 589 amino acids. The transcript has 14 exons. Gene Ontology annotation, cellular component: extrinsic component of cytoplasmic side of plasma membrane. The record is from RefSeq and is a predicted model, not a curated record. Lineage: Eukaryota; Metazoa; Chordata; Actinopteri; Acipenseriformes; Acipenseridae. Gene Ontology annotation, molecular function: signaling receptor binding; non-membrane spanning protein tyrosine kinase activity; ATP binding.
GUGAGCAGUACAGUAAACCCAGCAGUCAGCGUUUUCAUUCCAGAGUUUGCAUUGACCUUGCCUCCUCUCCUCUGAUUGAAUUAAGAUGGAGUGGCACCUCUUUAGCCUGUGUCUGUCACUUUGAGGACUAACGACUGCCUCUGAUGUUUGGUCGUUUGGCUUCAUUCCUUGCUGGCUUUAUUAGUGCUCUUUUGGCUGAUGUAAGCAAAUUUAGCACAUAAAAUCUAUGUGCCGUGAAUGAGAUGUUAGAGGGCUUCAGUUAUAGUUGUGCACAAAGCAAUGUGGUGCAAAUAAGAUCCUGAUACACUGGAACUUGAGAAUUUAGAUAAUGGGCUGUGUGCAAUGCAAGGAUAAAGAAGCAGCAAAACUAACAGGCGACAGGGACACCAGUGGAACCCCGAGCACAGGCUAUCGCUAUGGCGCCGACCCCACACCCCAGCACUACCCCGGCUUCGGCGCCACGGCAAUUCCUAACUUCAACAAUUUCCACGCGCCCGUCGCACAGGGGGUGACUGUCUUCGGGGGUGUGAACUCCUCCUCUCACACUGGGACCUUGCGCUCGCGGGGCGGGACAGGGGUUACUCUGUUUGUGGCACUUUAUGACUAUGAAGCCAGAACUGAGGAUGAUCUUAGCUUCAGGAAAGGAGAGAAGUUUCAGAUACUGAACAGCACUGAAGGGGACUGGUGGGAGGCCCGGUCUUUGACGACAGGAGGAACCGGCUACAUUCCCAGCAAUUAUGUGGCUCCAGUGGACUCUAUCCAAGCCGAGGAGUGGUACUUCGGUAAACUUGGCCGUAAAGAUGCCGAGAGACAGCUCUUAUCCAGUGGAAACCCCAGAGGUACCUUUCUCAUCCGAGAGAGUGAGACCACCAAAGGUGCCUUUUCCCUCUCCAUACGUGACUGGGAUGACAUUAAAGGAGAUCAUGUUAAACACUAUAAAAUUCGGAAGUUAGACAGUGGUGGGUAUUACAUCACAACCCGAGCCCAGUUUGAAACGCUUCAGCAGCUGGUGCACCACUAUUCAGAGCGAGCUGCGGGUCUGUGCUGUCGCUUAGUGGUGCCCUGCCAUAAAGGCAUGCCGAGGCUGGCUGACCUGUCUGUCAAAACCAAAGACGUGUGGGAGAUCCCUCGGGAGUCCCUGCAGUUGAUAAAGAGGCUCGGGAAUGGGCAGUUUGGGGAAGUUUGGAUGGACAAAGCUGAUGGUUUGUGCUUUAAUUUAAUCGCUGUGUGCCCGAAUAAUACACCACAAACAGUUGGACUGACUAAAGAUGCAUGGGAAGUUGCAAGAGAAUCAAUUCCUUUGGAAAAGAAACUGGGGGCGGGAUGUUUUGCUGAUGUGUGGUAUGGCACCUGGAACGGCACCACUAAAGUAGCUGUGAAGACCCUGAAGCCUGGCACCAUGUCUCCAGAGUCCUUCCUGGAAGAGGCUCAGAUCAUGAAGAAGCUGCGGCACGACAAGCUGGUGCAGCUCUAUGCCGUGGUGUCCGAGGAGCCCAUCUACAUCGUCACCGAGUACAUGUGCAAAGGAAGUUUGUUAGAUUUCUUGAAAGACGGAGAAGGGAGGGCACUGAAGUUGCCAAACCUAGUGGACAUGGCAGGACAGGUUGCUGCUGGCAUGGCUUACAUUGAGAGAAUGAAUUACAUCCAUCGAGAUCUGCGAUCCGCCAAUAUCCUGGUGGGGGACAAUUUAGUGUGCAAGAUUGCUGAUUUUGGGUUGGCAAGACUGAUAGAAGACAAUGAGUACACUGCUCGACAAGGUGCAAAGUUUCCGAUAAAAUGGACCGCUCCAGAGGCUGCCCUCUACGGCAAGUUCACAAUUAAGUCAGAUGUCUGGUCGUUUGGAAUUCUCCUUACAGAAUUAGUGACAAAAGGACGAGUACCUUACCCAGGAAUGAAUAACCGCGAGGUGCUGGAGCAGGUGGAGCGAGGAUACAGGAUGCCCUGUCCCCAAGACUGCCCCAGCUCACUCCACGAGCUCAUGGUCCAGUGUUGGAAGAAGGACCCUGAAGAGAGACACACCUUUGAAUAUCUGCAGGCCUUCCUGGAAGACUACUUCACUGCGACCGAGCCCCAGUACCAGCCUGGAGACAACCUCUAAAGCCCCCUGACUCCCCCCUUGUUUGUUUGCUUACAGACUGUGCUCUUCAGGUGCAUCCCUUGUAGCUUCUGACUUUUUGCCUAAAAAAGGGGCAAUGCCCAGUACCUGAGACAUGUACAGCUUCCAGUGAUUUCAACCAUUGCCACUGUCUUUAAACACCUGAAAUACUCUAUUUAAAUGAGAAUAACUUAAGAACUGGUUGACAAAGAGGUGUGGGUACUUUUCUUUGGGAGGGGCUGGGGAAUAUGAAGGAAUUAUAAAGAUGAAAUGUCUAUUCAAUGUAAAUAGUAAUUGCUUGUUUACUUAUCCCUUUUUGGUCCUGUUUUUUUUAUCUAAACAAUUAAUGUACAUUUGUCUAGACUUCGAGUCUUGAUGUAUAAAGAAUCCACUGCUCUUCCUUGGCUUUUAGUAAACUCUUGCUUUUAACUAAAGUAUUAUAAUAUGAUGCUGUUUAAGGCAUGCAGUUGCCUCAAUUCCCAGUUUUAAAAAACAAACCCUGCUAUUCUAGGAUGCUUUACUGCAAUUUAAAAGAAAAAAUCCCAUGUUUUAUUGUUUCUUUUAUUUUAUUGUCGAGUCAGUAAUGUGCAGACUUUGGCGCAAGUGUGUUAUUGGCUUGUGUCAAGCAUGACAACGUCCUCAAAUAAUAUUGCACUGCUUUUAAUUUUUGUUUUGUUUUUGUUUAAAACUAUUUCCUUUCUAAAGUCCAUAGAUGUAUAGCUAACAUUGUAACAAUGUUAAAAAAUAACUACAUUUAUGUUAUUACAACCAAAUGUGUAAAAAUGAUGCGUUUUCAACAUCUCUCCCUUAAAAAGAUCAAACCAUACCGAAUGGUAACAGUGCUGCCAUUUUAACUGGAAUGGUGGAAGAGUACUUCUCUCCACCGCAAGUAUGUAUACUGAACUGAUAUGAGGUCUAUUUAAAAGAUGUGUGAUUGCAUUUAAUCAUCGUAUCAUGCCUUGUACAUAGAGUAACGUUUUGAAUCAUUCCAACUUGUCUUGUGUUCGUGCUUUACUUAAUUUUAUACAUAACAAAAAAAAAAGAAGUGUUUACAAGCUAUGCUCCUUGCAAUCAGUGAUAGUCAUGAUCCUGUCUGUGUCUGCUUCAAUCACUGUGUUACUAUGCACACCUUUCUAAAACAGCAAAUAUAGCACCUCUCCAUUGGAAAACCACUUGGCUUCUUUUUAUGUUCAACUGACCAUGUUUAUCAGAUCAAAGUUUUGUUACAUUUAUAAAUAUUUAACCAAAUACAAUAGUUCACUUGUAUUGAGUUGUUCCUGUUUUUUUAUUGUUUGUUUUCCUAAAUCCUACAUUAUGGUUUUAAAAUGCCAGUAACUUUCCUGGUAUCUAUUCCUAUCUAUUUUUAUAAUUUUUAUUUGCUUGCUUGUUUUUUUUCCUUCUUUUUUUUCUUUUUUGUAAAAACAUUGCUUUUGUUAACUCAAUAACUGUCAUUUAAAAACAAGGUAACAAUAAACAUUUUACACGGUUCAGUUUAA